AUGCAAUGGAAAAGACGCCACUGCUGUUCAUACGGCAAAUACCUCUUCUCUCUCCUGUCACUUCUGGUAGUGCUGCUCUUCUUGGUUCAACAAAAAUAUCAGCCUACUGUCAGAGAAGGACUGCAGGUCAGAUACACCCCUGUGUCAUUUUGGGGUGAUGAACUAAACACCACAAAACCCAAACUGAACGUGAGCCGUCAAAUUUCAGAGACAUGGCUGGUCACUAAUCCUCUGACCACUGUUGUCAACAUCAGCUCACAGAAGGAAGCUGCCCCCUCUCCUCAAGAAGUGCCUAAUGUUAAAACCACUAUGGCAGUCAGUGUGGAGGGAGAACACAAAGACAAUAUCACCCCUGGGCCUUACGCUUAUAUCAUCAGUGAGCCUGACAAAUGUUCACAGAGCAGACAGGCACCAUUUCUGGUGUUGCUGAUAUCCACUGAGGCUCGGCAAGAGAAAGCCAGAAAUGCCAUUCGACAGACAUGGGGAAAUGAGAGCGUGACUCCAGAUCUCAGACUCAUUCAUCUGUUUCUCCUGGGAAGAAAUGGUGAAAAGCUGGGAGUAUUACAGCAGAAGAUGCUUGAAGCAGAGAGUAGCAGGCACCACGAUAUCAUCCAGCAGGACUUCAGAGAUACCUACAACAACCUGACCAUUAAGACACUGAUGGGACUGAACUGGGUGGCGUUACACUGCCCACAAGCCAGCUAUGUUAUGAAGACAGACAGUGACAUGUUCGUCAACACUGAGAACCUCAUUGAGAACCUACUCCAGCCAAAAAUGAAGCCUAAGAUGAACUACUUUACAGGUCACAUGAUGGAAGACUUUUCUCCCAUUAGAAAUAAUGAAAGUAAAUGGUACGUGCCCCCUGAGCUGUACCCUGGCAACAGGUAUCCCACCUUCUGCUCUGGGACUGGUUAUGUCUUCUCAGGAGACUUGGUAACAAAAAUCUAUCAGGCAUCUUUAAAUGUUCCCUACAUAAAUCUGGAGGAUGUGUAUGUGGGGUUAUGUCUGGCCAAGCUUGGUGUAAAGCCCACUCCUCCACCCAAUCCACUGCUAUUCAACCACUGGCAUGUGUCCUAUUCCAGCUGCAGGUACAAACAUCUCAUUACAUCACAUGGCUUUAAUCCUAAAGAAAUAUUCAGAUAUUGGCGUCGCUUGCAGAGCACCAAACACAAUGCUUGCAUCAACAUGAUAUAA
Molecule: messenger RNA, 1194 nt
Organism: Cheilinus undulatus (humphead wrasse)
Lineage: Eukaryota; Metazoa; Chordata; Actinopteri; Labriformes; Labridae
Product: beta-1,3-galactosyltransferase 2-like
Exons: 1
Coding region: 1-1194 (397 amino acids)
Cellular component (GO): membrane
Molecular function (GO): N-acetyl-beta-D-glucosaminide beta-(1,3)-galactosyltransferase activity
Source: RefSeq, a predicted model, not a curated record